This is a messenger RNA of Erpetoichthys calabaricus (reedfish), 3361 nucleotides long. It is a transcript of the gene mboat1, whose product is annotated as membrane bound O-acyltransferase domain containing 1. Lineage: Eukaryota; Metazoa; Chordata; Cladistia; Polypteriformes; Polypteridae. Gene Ontology annotation, molecular function: acyltransferase activity. The transcript has 13 exons. Bases 157 to 1647 code for a protein of 496 amino acids. Gene Ontology annotation, biological process: lipid modification. The record is from RefSeq and is a predicted model, not a curated record. Gene Ontology annotation, cellular component: membrane.
UGGUGUUGAGUGUCAUUUUCGUUGUUUUACUAAGCAAGCAGCAGGCAGUAAAAGCUGGGUUUAUUUGAAAUGAAAUAAGGUUUGUAAGGACGCGACGUAGACUGCAUACAUGACAUUCCUUGAAACCCAUGGGACUAGUGACACUGCCAAUGCAGUAUGGAAAAUAAAGCCCCAGUUGUCUUUAGAACGACAGGUUCCACCUUGUUAUAUCCCGUCAGCGAGUUUCUGCGCAUGCCUUUGGACCAGGUGAAUUUUGUGGUCUGUCAGCUGUUUGCCCUCAUGUCAGCUUUUUGGUUUCGUUGCUACCUGAGCCCAAACAAAGAUAGAAAAAAUAUCCGGCAUGUGGUUGCUACUACACUGGGAACUCUGUUUGGCAUUUUCUGCUUUGGAUGGUAUUCAUUGCAUUUUUUUAUUUUGGUCUCUGUCUGUUAUGUAAUCAUGGUGAAGGCCGGAGUAGACAACAUACACAGGUUUUCACUGGUAACUGCAUUGGGAUACCUAUCAAUCUGUCAAAUAAGCAGAGUGUACAUAUUUGAUUAUGGACUUUUGUCUACCGAUUUUUCAGGGCCAUUGAUGAUUAUAACACAAAAGAUUACUGCCCUUGCCUUUCAGGUGCAUGAUGGAAUUGGGCGGAAAGCUGAAGAACUUACCCCAGACCAGCGUCGGUUAUCUAUAAAGGAGAAGCCUUCACUAAUAGAAUAUUUAAGCUAUCAUCUUAAUUUCCUGAGCAUCUUGGCUGGACCAUUCAGUAACUACAAAGACUACAUUUCUUUUAUAGAAGGAAAUGACAUAAGUAUGAAAUUAUUAGAGAUUCAAACAAAACAAAAACAGUAUGAAAGGUUGACCAUUCCUUCUCCUACGGGACCUGUUAUACGUAAAUUAGUAAUCUGUGGUGUGUCAGUAUUUUUAUUUCUCACUCUUGCCAAAUCCUUCCCUGUUGCUCACAUGCUGAAUGAACAGUCCAUGAGCAAGACAUCAUUUUUAUCACGGGUCUGUUAUUUCUAUAUUGCAAUACAAGCUGGAAAACCAAAGUACUACUUUGCUUGGACAAUAGCGGAUGCAGUCCACAAUGCUGCAGGAUAUGGAUUCAGUGGCAUAGAUGACAAAGGAAACUUCCGCUGGGACCUUGUUUCAAACCUAAACAUUUGGAAUAUUGAGACUGCAACAAGCUUUAAAAUGUACAUUGACAACUGGAAUAUUCAGACAGCAGGCUGGUUAAAACGAAUAUGCUAUGACCGAGCACCAUACUACCCUACAGCUUUAACCUUUGUGCUUUCUGCUGUUUGGCAUGGAGUAUAUCCAGGAUAUUAUUUCACAUUUAUUACAGCAAUUCCAAUUACUAUGGCCGCUAGAGCAGUUCGAAACAAUAUAAGGCAUCAUUUUCUUGUCUCCCAGAUGAUGAAAACAAUGUAUGAUAUAAUGACAUGGGUAUUCACUCAGUUUGCUGUUAGUUAUACUGUUAUGCCCUUUAUCCUUCUGGCGAUGGAGCCAACUAUAAUGUACUACAAGUACAUGUAUUUUCAUUUUCAUAUCAUAAGUAUUCUUGUAUUAAUUCUUUUACCAAUAAAAAAAAAUCCACAUAGUAUUCAAUACCACAGUUUUCAUAUCCACGUAAAAGAGAAAUACAGGACAAGAAGAAUACAGUGAAAGGAGCCAUGUCUCAUCAUUUAAGCAUGAACUUAUGGAUGCCUUGUGGAUUUGGAGAAACACUUUUACUGUUUACAUGAUUGGAAUAGUCAAUAUAUUUAAUUGCAACAUAUGGUGCAGAAAAAUAAGUACUUAUGAUUUGGAGUAUGAUUGCAGACAUUAAAGUGUCCUCUGAAGGUGUGAUCUUCUGCCUAGAAUAACUACUUGAUACCAUUUGUUGGAACAGCCAGUACAGUGUGGUCUCCACAGUUUACUUAAGUUAUAACUAAUAGGAUACACAUUAUAUAAGAGAAAUAAAUACUAAUAAUGGAACAGGAAUUAGAACAAGAACUAAUUACAAGGGUAAAGACAAAAACAAAGGAUUAUGAGACAUUCAAAGGAGAAUCCCUAAAAUGUUAGAGAACAACAUCCAAAACUGCACACUGGUUAAGUUUUGACAGUUUGUAUAUACGUUUUAAGCACUAUGCUCAAUUGCAGUGCUUCUUCUGUAUGCUCACCUGUCAUACAGUAUGACUAUAGUAAUGUCAGACAGAAAAAGAGACUCAAACUCACCUUCAACCACUGCCUACUUUUACCUAGAUGUGACCACCACAUCUAGGAUAUCCUCAGCUUCACUAGUAUUCUUCUUACAUAAUUUUAUCAGACACUCUUGUAGGUGCCACCUUUUUAGACUUCUGGUAUUUCUCUUUUACAUCUAGGGACCUUCAUCAUAACAGAACAUUAAAGGUCACCUUCUUUAUCUUGAUUGCUUUUCUCACUUUUACCUUUCAGGUACAAAACACUGCAAUUAAUUGCAGGUGCCACUACUGCUAAGAUCUUUCUUUGGGUUCAUUCUGACUCUGUUUCAAUAUCACUCAGUAAACUUUGACCCUGCUGUAGUCCCAGGUGCACUUGAAUGUGUAUGAGCAACUGUUUCUUUGACAUAGUGUUAUGACCAGUCCACGUAUAUUGCAGAAGCAAUUGAAAUGACCAUUUCCCAUAACUCUAAAACUCGAAUUGCACAGCUCCCAGCUUCCACACCUAUUCUGUUCCACUCCAAGUCAGAAGUGAGGUUCUCCAAGGACAAUGUCAUGAUCUUGAAGGCCACUUGUAAUUUAUUAGGAUUAAGGUUUAGUAAACUUUUCUAUUCUGAUGCUAUAGUAAUGCCACCUCUGCUGAUUAUAAACUUUACCUGUAAUUACACCCCUAAUUUUUUUUUCUUAACCCAUUUAGAGCAUACUGUACAUCCAAUGAAAUUGCUCAUCUCUCAAUUAUAACUAAAUCACCAAUCCUGUAAAGGAUUGAAUGCUUUUAAUGGAAACAUCCUAGGGCUAAUUUCUACCUUGAGUUUAAUACUGCCAAGAUAUUUUUUUUCUGUUCUCUCUUGCUUCCUACGGACAUGCAGUGCUAGAACAUGGAUAGAUGACUGAAAAAAGUAAAAUUCAAAUAAAAAUUUGUAAAAGUCCUGAUGUCACCCAAUACCUGAGGCCCAAUUGGCUGUAUCUUGUACAUAUUAUAGGCAGAGUAAGUAUUUCUGAUUGCAAACUACUGUCAUUCGUAUGUAUAUAUGCAUUAUAUACAGUAUAUUUUUUUACAUGGUUUGUCUUUUGACCUUCUGCAACUAUUAAAAUAUUCAAAUCCUAAAGGGAAUAUAUAAACAAAGGUCCAUAACUCCUAAUAAAAUAUUUUGCCAAUGUGGUUGUACAAGUUAAAAAUAAAAUGAUUUUUAACAAAA